Molecule: messenger RNA, 2337 nt
Organism: Volvox carteri f. nagariensis
Lineage: Eukaryota; Viridiplantae; Chlorophyta; Chlorophyceae; Chlamydomonadales; Volvocaceae
Exons: 6
Coding region: 61-1074 (337 amino acids)
Biological process (GO): transmembrane transport; nitrite transport
Cellular component (GO): membrane
Molecular function (GO): high-affinity secondary active nitrite transmembrane transporter activity
Source: RefSeq, a predicted model, not a curated record
UACAAAGCUAGUUGGUUUCAGUAGUGUGUUGUUCCUCAUUGAUCAUCAUAUCUGGAAAGCAUGCAGACUACUAUGUCGGUGACUCGCCCAUGCGUGGGUCUGCGUCCCCUUCCUGUUCGUAACGUGCGAUCUCUGAUCCGAGCGCAAGCGGCUCCACAGCAAGUAUCGACAGCUGUCUCGACGAAUGGCAACGGCAACGGCGUUGCCGCGGCAUCGCUUUCGGUGCCCGCGCCAGUGGCAGCACCUGCACAAGCAGUGUCAACCCCAGUCCGCGCCGUGUCCGUGUUGACUCCUCCACAAGUCUAUGAGAAUGCAGCAAACGUUGGCGCGUAUAAGGCCUCUCUCGGUGUGUUGGCUACUUUCGUUCAGGGCAUUCAGGCUGGCGCUUACAUCGCUUUUGGCGCUUUCCUUGCCUGCUCCGUUGGCGGAAACAUUCCUGGCAUUACCGCAUCGAACCCUGGUCUCGCCAAGUUGCUCUUUGCCUUGGUCUUCCCGGUUGGUCUCUCCAUGGUCACAAACUGUGGUGCGGAGCUCUACACCGGCAACACCAUGAUGCUGACGUGUGCGAUCUUCGAGAAGAAAGCAACCUGGGCCCAGCUUGUUAAGAACUGGGUUGUUUCGUACGCAGGCAACUUUGUGGGCAGCAUUGCCAUGGUUGCCGCUGUGGUGGCUACCGGCCUCAUGGCGUCCAACCAGCUGCCCGUGAACAUGGCCACUGCCAAGUCAAGCCUGGGCUUCACUGAGGUCCUGUCACGCUCCAUCUUGUGCAACUGGCUGGUCUGCUGCGCGGUGUGGUCAGCGUCCGCGGCCACCUCCUUGCCGGGUCGUAUUCUGGGGCUCUGGCCGCCGAUCACUGCCUUCGUGGCCAUUGGAUUGGAGCACUCUGUCGCGAACAUGUUCGUGAUUCCUCUGGGCAUGAUGCUCGGCGCCGAUGUUACGUGGAGCCAGUUCUUCUUCAACAACUUGGUUCCCGUCACGCUGGGUAACACCAUUGCGGGCGUUGUCAUGAUGGCGGUGGCAUACUCGGUCAGCUACGGGUCCCUGGGCAAGACUCCCAAGCCCGCUACUGCGUAAUCUGUACAGAUGGAGAGUCUUGCAGCCCGCAACGCGGACUCCAUACGCGACUUGGGUGACUUGGCCGAACACCCGUGCAAAGUCUUGUACUUUUGUAGUUGCGUCGCGCACAUGGGUAAGGGGAAGUCGUUUUUUUGCUGUCGCACCGCACACCAGGCGACCUGUAGUUGAGGUACCGAAAUUUUGAUAAGUGCGCUUUUCCUCUUUGACCGUCUGCAAUUCAGAAGAGCUGUGCGCUGCGAGUAGGUAUGCUAGCACUUACCACGAAGAAUGGGAGGGAAAUUUUCAGGGAGUAGAGCACACGGUGUAUUUCGUGCUUUUUGUGUGUGAGGGCUGAAAUGUGUUGAUCAUCGAACUGUGUGUGUACGGGUAGUGGACUGUUUUCUGCGUGUAGCAGUACUUGUUGUUGUGUGAAGGUCUCGCUUCUGUUUGGCGCGCCAAAGCCCGCGCGCACAACGAUUAACUGGCAAUGGCAGGUAUGGGAAAUUGUUGUCGAGGCACGGAUGCCCCGGAUGCCCUUGCAGGGUGGGGAAACUUGUAUCAUCGAAGCAUGUGGGUUAGUGUCGUACUCAAGUUUUUGGGGAGCUUUAGACUCGUAUACUAGCUUUUUGAAAAGUAAUUUUCGGCCCCAAUUCGGUUUAAUGUGCGAUGUGCCGAAAGUGGGAAUUUCGAGGUGCAUGUGCGUGAUCGGUUGACAGUUGAUGGCCGUCGGUUGUGUCGGUUGAGAGAAGACAUCUCGCAGAUCGAUAAGCGAAUCCUGAAGGUUUUGGCGGAGGGAUAGUCUGUUAUCAUGUUCGGUUUUGUGCUCGAGGCCAGGGUUGUACGCUCAGGCAAAGUAGUUGAACUCUGAAAGAGAGGCGAGAGGUAUAUGGCGAAUAUAGCAUCCGUUGCGCUGCGAUGGUCAAUGUGACUGAUGGAAUUUUUUGGCACCCCUCAGCGUAUCACGCGCGAGCAUGCUGGCAGGAAGCAUGGCUUUGCUUGUAUGUAUGUAUGUAUGGCGCGUGGUUUCCUACCCUUUCCAUCGCUAAUCCUCUUGUUGUUUAAAGUCUCGCAAAUUCAUCACAUGUUGUGUAUUUUGUUUGGAUGGGUGCACGGCAAGUCGGCUCUCACCUGGCUCUUGCGAGGGUGCCAACAUGUAAGGAGGCAACCAUAUACCUUUUAACUGCGGGCUGUGUCAAAUGAUGUGUAGGGCAUAUUAAUGAUAGCAAAACCUCGAACUUGUCAUCAUAUAGCUUUAUGCACGGAAUGUAACUCUCAUCAAGG